AUGGUGAAGCUCCAAAGCAUGUUACCUCUCUUGUCUAAGCGGUGUUGGGAACGAGGAUUCUUGCUUCAUCUUGUUCAUGAAAUGGAAUUUGCAUCUUCUUCUGCUUCCGUUCCUCAGCUUCUCGUGACUCUCCUGGCUGUUCCAGCAUGUGUUGCAACUUGCAUCACACGCUGGUUUGACCGGGACGACCCUUCGGGAGUGGGAGACUUUGAAACGCUCGUUGAUUUGAGGAACGAAUACCCAGGACUCAUUUGCCUUCAACCCACCGGGAUCGAAGCUCAAACUUUGGAUGGAGCUCCAGCAUCUUCCACUGGGCAAAUCUUUAACCCGUUCAACACCGUGGAUGGAUUUGCUUGUGUCAAUAGUCAGCAGUCAACGGAUCCAUGCAAGGAUUACAGUGUUCGCUUUAUCUGCCCUCCAGACUUUUGUUCAGGUGAGUAG
Pogona vitticeps (central bearded dragon) is the source of this 441-nucleotide messenger RNA. The record is from RefSeq and is a predicted model, not a curated record. NCBI's taxonomy places the organism in Eukaryota, Metazoa, Chordata, Lepidosauria, Squamata, Agamidae.